UAAAAAAGCUGGAAGUCAGCAGCUGACCCAGUGCAUAGAGGAAGCAAGAGACGGGCAAAAGCUGAGCCUGAGGCAUGAGCUACAAUCACAUGUGAUGCUGGUGGAGCACAAGAACUGUUACAGCUUCAUCUUUACCUGCAGUUGCAAAAAAAACCCCCCAAAACCCAACAACAACAAAACAAAAAAGCAGGUGAGAUGGUUCUGGAGCUGUGGAUGGCGAUCCCCUUGGGGGUUGAAUGACCCUUUCACAGGUCUCAUAUCAGAUCUCCUGCACAUCAGAAAGAAGAAAAAGAAACAGCAGCCCUUAGCCCUCAGCCUCUGAAAACCUCGAAGACAAUCUGGAAUAGCAAUACCCACGCUUGCUUUGCUGCUUGACACCUUCUGCCCAGCAUCUGAAGUGAACCUCAAUCAUCAAUUGCUUUGUUUUUGGCCCAGGUCCAAGGCGUUCUGCCUUCUGUUGACUUGAGGCUGGAGAGAGACUGGUCUUGCUUGCUGUUGCCAACUUGUGAACCAGUGUGAUGGUGAAAUGAGAUGAGGCUCCGAAAUGGAACUGUGGCCACUGCGCUGGUGUUUGUCACGUCCUUCCUUACCCUGUCCUGGUAUACCACAUGGCAAAAUGGGAAAGAAAAAUUAAUUGCUUACCAACGAGAAUUCCUCGCUUUAAAAGAACGUCUUCGAGUGGCCGAACAUAGGAUAUCUCAGCGCUCCUCUGAGCUAAACACCAUUGUCCAACAGUUCCGCCGAGCUGGAGCGGAGACUAAUGGAAGUAAGGCUGGUCUGAGUACGUUCUCAGAUAAUACCAUAAAGCUUCUAAAAGAGUUGACAAGCAAAAAAUCACUUCAAGUGCCAAGUAUUUAUUAUCAUUUGCCUCAUCUAUUGCAAAAUGAAAGAAGCCUUCAGCCCGCCGUACAGAUUGGCAGUGGAAGAACGGGAGUUUCAAUAGUCAUGGGGAUUCCUACUGUGAAGAGAGAAGUUAAAUCUUACCUCAUAGAGACCCUUCACUCCCUUAUUGAUAAUCUGUAUCCUGAAGAGAAGCUGGACUGUGUUAUAGUUGUCUUCAUAGGAGAGACAGAUCUUGAUUAUGUUCACAGCGUUGUUGCCAACCUGGAGAAAGAAUUUUCUAGAGAAAUUAGUUCCGGCUUGCUAGAAGUAAUCUCUCCUCCUGAAAGCUAUUACCCCGACUUAACAAACCUGAAGGAGACGUUCGGAGACUCCAAGGAAAGAGUAAGAUGGAGAACGAAGCAAAACCUGGACUAUUGUUUUCUGAUGAUGUAUGCUCAGGAGAAGGGCAUUUACUACAUUCAGCUUGAAGAUGAUAUUAUUGUCAAGCAAAACUAUUUUAAUACCAUAAAAAAUUUUGCACUUCAACUUUCUUCUGAAGAAUGGAUGAUUCUAGAGUUUUCCCAGCUGGGCUUCAUUGGGAAGAUGUUCCAGGCGCCGGACCUAGCUCUGGUUGUGGAGUUCAUUCUCAUGUUCUAUAAGGAGAAGCCCAUUGACUGGCUCUUGGACCACAUUCUCUGGGUGAAGGUCUGCAACCCCGAAAAAGAUGCCAAACACUGCGACAGACAGAAGGCAAACCUACGAAUCCGCUUCCGACCCUCCCUCUUCCAGCACGUGGGUCUACACUCAUCUCUGUCGGGGAAAAUUCAGAAACUUACGGAUAAAGAUUACAUGAAACCAUUGCUUCUCAAGAUCCACGUGAACCCGCCUGCAGAGGUCUCCACUUCCCUGAAGGUGUACCAAGGGCACACACUGGAGAAGACCUACAUGGGGGAAGACUUCUUUUGGGCCAUCACCCCCACAGCUGGAGACUACAUCUUGUUUAAAUUUGAUAAACCGGUCAAUGUGGAGAGUUAUUUGUUCCACAGCGGCAAUCAAGAGCACCCAGGGGACAUCCUGCUGAACACGACCGUGGAGGUUCUGCCUCUUAAGAGCGACAGUUUGGAGAUCAGCAAAGAAACCAAAGACAAACGAUUAGAAGAUGGCUAUUUCAGAAUAGGGAAAUUUGAGUACGGAGUUGCAGAGGGAAUUGUGGAUCCUGGACUGAACCCUAUCUCAGCCUUUCGACUGUCGGUUAUUCAGAACUCUGCUGUCUGGGCCAUUCUCAAUGAGAUUCAUAUUAAGAAAGUCACCAGUUGAUCUGCUUAGAAACCAACACGUCCUUUCUUGUGACUCUUGAUUAAAGAUACUGAGCACGCCGUCCUCUUCUGCUCUGACUUGAACACUACCUCUCGUGAAGCCUACUGUAGAUAAGAUGAUUACCAUCUCCACUUGGGCAGGGACCCUUCCCACCGACAACUGCAUUCAUUUGAAACGAGGCUGUCCUCCAAAUUUGAACUUGACACAAACAUUUUACAAUUCUGACAGCCUGGUAACACGCCUGAGACUAUUUUGGUAUUAUACUAAUACACAAGAGUUGUACAUAUUGUUACAUUCCUUAAAAUUUGAGAAAACUGAUGUUAAAUACAUUUUGUGAAGGGGGUACUUUUGAAGUUCACUUAUUUUACUAUUAUAGACCCUCUUUUAUAGACGAUCAGGGAUGUUAUAUAUAUAUAAAUAUAAAUAUAUAAAUACACAUGAAGAUGUUAUGAAGUUAAUUUAUUAGAAGUACUUAAGAAGUACAUAUUUUUGUGCAGUAAAGUUUUGAAUCAACACCUUUUUUUGAAGAAGCGGUUCCUGGCUUUUUUAAGUUCCUUCUAUAUUUUUAUUUGUAGAUGCAGACAUUCUAGAUCAACGCCAUUUUUUUCCAGUGCACUGCCAUUCCAGAUUGGUUCUAGAUGGGUUUCUUAACUUGAAGUACUUUUAUAAUCACAGCAAUUCUGAACAAAAUAUUUUCAGAGGCAUUUGUCAUUCCUAAAAAAACAAUCAAGAUUUUAAAAGACCAGAGCCCUCUGGAGGGUUAUAUUACUGUACUGUGUGUGGUGUGUAGCCACAGAAACCCGUGUGAUUGUCAGUGUCGGGUGGGAGGCCCUGCCUCGUCUCCAUACACUCCUUCACCCCCUCAUAGUUCCCUCCAUGUGGGUGACGAGACUCCUUUCCCUUUUGCUCUGUCUUUAAUCAGUAGUUAGACACACUGUCUUCUUUUCUCCCUGGUCCUUUUAUAGACCUGUGGUGGGUUUUGACGUUCAGAUAAUGUUUCCUGGGUAAUGCUGUUGGAUGAGUCAUAUUGGGUAUAAUUUUACAACCAACAUUGUUAUGUGGGGCUCUGGUGAAAGACAACCGUAGCGCUUCUAGGUUUCCACAGCAUGUUUGCUCUGCUAUGUCCUGAAUGCAAGGGUGAACGCGUGUGCAGUCCCAAGAAGGGCUAGUUGGCAAACGUGCUUUACUCUUACACUUAGGAAGGCCGGGCAAGUUGCCAGUCUUCUCUGGCUCUCCAGGAGCUGCGCAUGCCCAGCAGGUGUGGGGGCCUAGGUGUGGAAGUUCCCAGCUGGUGGCCUCCACCCUGGAACUUUCUCAGUUGCCCAGUGUAUGGAACACAGUACAAAGCAGCAGCCAUUUUGUAUGUUCUGACUGGGGAAACGUAGAUAAACACUACUGUGCAUGUCAAAGCCCAGCUGAAGCUUUUCUUGGUGUUUUGUAAACUUUGUAAACAUGGUGUUUUAUUCAAGUUUUUAAUUUCUUCUCUGAUUUCCUUUGCCCUGUGCCCACAAGCACAUCCUUAGAAAAUUUAAGCACUAUCUUCCCACACUCAAGUGUGCAGCAGGGUAACAGACUGAAACCAUGCGGAUGGAUGCAGGGGCCCUUUUAGGUCUCUGCUUUCUCAGUGGCUGCAAGUUCAGAGCUUUGAAAAUCCAGUGGGUCACUUGACUGUCUCCUGCGUGGGUCUUUGAGCUGUCCUCCCGCCAGGCUCCUCUCAUUUGUCUUGCCUGUAGGGACUCUUAGCCAAGUCCUUUCCUUCAUUCCAGGAAUCCCUUUUCCCUUUGUGCGCUUACUCCCAGUGCCUAGAACAUGCCUGAGCCUCGGCAGGUUCUUUUAGCAUCUGGAUGAGUGGAUUAACUAGCCAGGUUGCUCACAUCUCUCUCCGAGCACUAUUUGCCUGCUAUCUUGUCAUGCAUGGGCACACACACUCCGUGUCUAGUCUUCAUUCUGUGUGGUGUGUGUUCUCCAACACACUCCGAGCUCUGGAGGCCAGCUCUCCUGUCUUCCACGUCAGGUGCUCAUUUGAUCCAUCAGUGUUAGUUGCUCUCACUUUUGUGCCCAGUUCAGCACUAGACUAUCAGAAACAGUUUGGUUGGCCCAAGCAAGAUUUUUGUGGGAGCCCUGGAGAUUUGUGAAGGUAAAGACUAGAGGAGGUGAAGCCAGAGUACUUAGAACUGCAAGGUGUCCACCUUGUGGGCAACCAACGGACCUUCACCCACAGUGAAUGGGAAAAGUGCCAAAUACAGUACCAAUUAUUUCUGUGAAGUAGAUGGUGGUUGGUACCAGUGUAUUUCAGAUACUCCAGACUCUAGAGUGGUGCUGGCCUCUACAGAAGCCACACAUCUGUUGAAAUGAAAUGUUGAGUUCUGUGCCCAUGUUGGCAGCAUUUGGAGUGGUCAGCGGCCACAUGGCCAGCAGCCACCAUAUUGGAUCCCAGAAAUAUGGGACACUGACAUCAUGGUUCUGCUGGUCAUAAAUAUAAGCAUUCUAGAAAGGAGUGAUGCAUCCUGCUGCUGUGAUUAAAAGUAGACCUAUGGAUUCAUGGUAGUACAGGUGAAGGUGUGUAUUUUGAUGGGACGGCCAAAAUUGCCUGGCUACAUGUUAGCAUUAUGAUUCUUCCCAGCAUGCAUUGUUUCAGUGUCCCCAAGAGGUACAUUUGAAAAGCAUGAGAAGUGAAUACAGGUGGAUGAUUUAGUUUGUAGCCUAGAUGUGUGUUAUGUCCGUCAGAGUGUGUUUGAACAAAUGUCAUUGGUUACAUGCAAAAGAUUAUUUCAAAAGCUGUCAGGAAAAGUUGAGAGAUUAGAGUUCUUUUUAGUCUUUCAGAAUUACAAGAACUAUAGUUCUCAACAGUGCUGUCUCUCAAGGAAGUUUGCUUAUGUGGAAAGAGGUGUUGUUAGCAAAGGUUUUUCCAGUUAAUAAGUGUGUAUCUGUCAUAUGCAGGAUUCUAAGAAUGACCCCUCCCAUGACUUUGUAUAAUAUCCUCCUCCCCUUCUGAGUAUAGCGACAACUGUGACCAUGUCAUGUCUUGUUACUUAACAAAAGGGAGAUUACCUGUCAGUGGCUGAUCCAAUGUUGAGAGUCAUGUCAGGCUGGUACAAGUGAGAGACAGCAGCAGUAGAACUCUGAACAGCAUUGCUGGGCCUGCCUUAAGGAGCCAGAGGCUUUGUUACCCACUGAGUGGGAGCUGCAGACCUUUUGCCACAGGACCAUUUGACCCAGACACUUAACCGGUUUGGACAUGGAAAUGCUUGGGCGAGCAGUCAGCUGGGUAAACCUUCCCUGCAGCUUUGUAAGCGGGGCCCUACCUAGGCUUCUGAUGUGCAGCAGUGGGUAAGAAAUUGGCAGUGCUGUACGUGGCUAGGUUUGUGUUUUGUAAAAAGUAACAAUCUCAGUCCUGAGAAGGCUUCAUAUGUGAUUGCCUGCAGUGACUGGUUUUUAAGACAAGGUCUCAUCUUGCACCCCAGGCUGGUUCUCCCAGUUCUGCCCCUCAAGUGUCGAUGUGCAUCACCAUGCCCAGUUGACUGAUGGCUUUUGACAUAAGAAUAAACUUGUUCCUAGCAAGCCCUAUUCCUGGCUCUCUGCUAGGAUGCUUGGUGCCAGGACCCGUCUCCACUACUAGCCAGACUUGCGUUAUUUUUUGUUGUGUAAAACUGGCAGGAUGAAGCUGAAGGUGUGGGCUGUAGGCAUCUUCUCCUAGAUACUCCUAAAUUGUACUGACUUAAAGGCCUGCCGGAAGUAGGGGGAAGAAUGAGGAACAGUAUUUUAGAUCAGAUCAACAAGAAGAAAAAUUCCCACCGUCAUGUCGAUUUGCUGGUGUGUCCAACCUUCUGACAGUGCAGUGGGACACUGUUCUCUACAGAGUCCAGGCUCAAGAACCUCACGGUCCAGUUACAAAAACAACGAAACUGUUAAAAAGCUUUGAGUAAGUUUACAAUUUUGUAUUGUGCCAUUCAUUGCUGUCCUGGGCCACAGGCUGAACAUACCUGCAAGAGCUUCAGCUACGACAGCUGUAAUUUUUAAAAGAUCACUUAGCUGAGUAGCUCACGGGUCAAACCCUGUAUGUUCCAAGGUUUUGUAUUUACAUGUUUCCCAAAAUACCAUGCUUAUUGUUGCUAUUAUUCAACCAUGCUGCUGUAGCCUUGAGGGAAAUAAACAGAACUGAAGGAAAGGAACCCAGAGGUUAAACACUGUCGUCAUCUUCGCAUGGUGAGGGAUCGAGUCCCAGUUCAAGACUUCAGGGAAGGGCAUUCCCAAGCCACGUAGCAACAUUUACGGCUUGUAAAACUUAAACUGUGAUAGUUGUGAGGACUUAAAUGAUUAAUAUUAACAUAGAUGCUAUGCUAAUUAAUAUGCUAAAUUUAAUGCAUGUGAACAUAUGAUGCUACAAAGAUGACCACAGUCUUUACAAAGAGCAAAAGAAUAAAACCAACCAACCCACCCAAGGGUUUUGUUACUCGUGCCCCUGUACUCUAUCACUAGCUAAACAGACCUUUGUUGUUUCUGAAAUGCUCCCUUUUCCAGUUUCUGCACUACCUAAGGAUGCAAGUGUGAGAGCAGACAGGCAGCAGGUGGCCCUGUGUGAGCAGGGGCCGGAGAAGGACUGGAAGUGUCCGUGCAGGCACACAGGCGGCCACUGCGAGUGCAGCGGGAACCCCUGGACUGCAGAGGGAUUCUUGCUGCUCUCAACACAUGUGUUGUGGGAACAGCUAGGUACUUGUGAUACUAAGGAGGCUGCUUCUUGAAGCUGCUCUGCUGCUGAGUUAGCAAUUAUCCCAAAAUACAGAGUGGGGUCCUUUAGCUUGCGUAGCAUUCCACCCUUUAUUGGAAAUGCUCCAGCGCUGUGUAAGAGGACCUGAAGCGCAUUCUCUUGAGCCUUACAAAGAGCUGCUGGGACAGUACUGUCCAGUCCACUAAGCUCACACCUCUUUCCCCCAGUGGAGUCAAAGACGCUCAGUUGGUGCACGUCCUCCACAAGGCUGUCUUCACACUGGGGGACGUUCUGGAGUCUUGCUAGGUUGUACCAGGUCCUCUUUUCCUCUGCUCACAAUGUCUUUAUGGGUUGAACAUUAACUGCAGUAAUAUUUGAGGUACCUGUUGAAUUUUUAAAGGCAGAUUAUUUAUUUUUAAGUUUGCUGCUAUAAUCGAAACCUAAUAAUGUCCUGUUGACUGUGCCUUUCAUAACUGUCUCUGUGCUACAACUGUCCAUGUGUAUUUGAAAUAAAGAUGUUUGAAAAGCUAUGUUGAAUCAAGAUUCCUUCUAAUAAAAAUGGCUUAAACCAAA
Rattus norvegicus (Norway rat) is the source of this 7420-nucleotide messenger RNA. The record is from RefSeq and is a predicted model, not a curated record. NCBI's taxonomy places the organism in Eukaryota, Metazoa, Chordata, Mammalia, Rodentia, Muridae.